Messenger RNA from Erythranthe guttata (spotted monkey flower), 1600 nucleotides. It is a transcript of the gene ZIP11, whose product is annotated as zinc transporter 11 precursor. Gene Ontology annotation, molecular function: zinc ion transmembrane transporter activity. Gene Ontology annotation, cellular component: membrane. Gene Ontology annotation, biological process: zinc ion transmembrane transport. Lineage: Eukaryota; Viridiplantae; Streptophyta; Magnoliopsida; Lamiales; Phrymaceae. The record is from RefSeq and is a predicted model, not a curated record.
CAUAUAUGAAUGGGGUUAUUAAAAAAAAAAUUGUUAUUUCCUAAAUUCUUGGCCAAUGAUAAUGGAGAAGAAUCCAAUUCGUGAAUAAUAAUAUGGCAGAAUGGAUGUCACCCCUUUUGUCUGUUUGUCUCUUUCUGUACUACACAAUAUCAUUGUUCAAAUUCAGUUGUACUUUUCUUUUAAUUUUUAUUUUCCAUUUGAUUAGAAAAAUUACCAUAUUUCUUAGUCUAUAAUUUUGCAGUACAUACACACUCUCCUCUUCUUUCUUCUCUCUCCUCUUCACUAAUGUUCCUCUUUCUCUCUCUAGUACGACAAUUACAAUCCCUAAAACAACAAAACCUCCUUACAUAUAUACAUAUUAUAUAUAUAAACGAUCAACAAUGACAAUGUUAGCGAAAUCACCACAUCCAUGGCUCGUUUCCUUCUGUUCCUCUCUCUCCUCCUUCUCCUCUCCCUCUCCAUCUCCGCUCACGGCGGCGACUCCGACGACGACGGAAACUCGCCGCCGGCGGAGAAACCCAACCUCCGGUCCCGAUCACUGAUACUGGUCAAAAUUUGGUGCCUGAUACUUGUUUUCGCAGGGACUUUUGCCGGUGGGAUGUCGCCGUACUUCAUGAAGUGGAACGAGGGUUUUUUGGUGGUCGGAACUCAGUUCGCCGGAGGUGUGUUUCUGGGGACGGCUCUGAUGCAUUUCCUGAGCGAUGCGAACGAGACGUUUGGGGAAUUGACGAGUAAAGAGUACCCCUUCGCUUUCAUGCUCGCCGGCGCUGGUUAUUUGCUGACUAUGUUGGCCGAUGCCCUCGUUUCUUAUGUUUAUGGUAAAAAUGGCAAUGCUACUUCUGCAAACCCUGAUCUCGAGCUUCAAGAAAAUGCUCAUAAUACAGCAGGCAAUGGCAACAGACUCUCUCUAGACUCGAAACCACAGGAAAACGCUGUACAAGAACAAGGCCAAUGCACAAAAGCUUCACUCACGACCGCCACGUCACUCGGCGACAGUAUCCUGCUAAUUGGUGCACUCUGCUUCCACUCUGUUUUCGAGGGAAUCGCAAUCGGAGUGGCGGAGACGGAAUCAGACGCAUGGCGAACACUGUGGACCGUCUCUCUGCACAAGAUAUUUGCAGCCAUAGCUAUGGGAAUUGCUCUUCUCAGAAUAAUUCCCGACCGGCCGCUCCUUUCAUCCGCAGCCUAUGCAUUUGCAUUUGCUAUAUCGAGCCCGAUUGGUGUGGCAAUAGGGAUUGUAAUCGACGCCACUACGCAGGGUGACGUGGCGGAUUGGAUUUACGCGAUCUCGAUGGGGUUAGCUUGUGGUGUUUUUAUCUUCGUCUCGAUUAAUCAUUUGCUGUCCAAAGGGUAUAAACCUAGGAAAAUUGUUUCGUACGACACUUCUCUGUAUAGGUUCUUGGCUGUGUUGUUGGGAGUUGGGGUGAUUGCAGUUGUUAUGAUCUGGGAUUAGAGUUUAGAUUAGAGCCGUGUUUGGUUGAUUUUUUCGACAAAAAACAAAAUUAAUGAAUGUAAUGUUUGAUUAUAUAUGGGAAGAGAAAUAACAAACAAAACAUUGUAGUAUGUGAUCGAGAAAUUACAUGCUACAUCUGAUUACUUA